Molecule: messenger RNA, 3266 nt
Organism: Ectocarpus siliculosus
Lineage: Eukaryota; Phaeophyceae; Ectocarpales; Ectocarpaceae
Source: the annotation of a GenBank genome assembly
AUGCCGGAGCCUCGUGAUAAGGAGGCUGGUGGAAGAUGCUGUGGGGAUGGUGAGUCUGCUUCUGCGAAUCAUGAUGAACCCCGCUCGGCGACAGCGCAUGCCGACCCUCAUUCGACGGCAUCAGCGUCGCCGGAAGAAGCAACAAUACGCGCUGAGCCUGCGGCACCUCCACCCACCUCAAGAAGAAGACCUGUUGAACCCGAGGAGUCUUUGUACAGCAUGAAGCACGUCGACGAGCAGGCGAAGCAGGCGGUAGACAACAUCUCGACCCUGACGUCGUUCAAGUCGACCAUCCUGGCCCGGACGGCCGUCUACGAUACGCCCGAGGGCGUCCUCCACUCGCUCAGCUUCUUCAGGAGGAGGUUCAAGUGGUUCGACUUCGACGAAUCGGACCUGGAGAAGACCACCACCUACUACUGCUGCGACGAGCAGGGCAUGCACAACGUCCACCUCACCGGCUACCUCAUCAUGUGCCACAAGGUCCGCGGGAAGUACGUCUUCCGCUCCUGCGUCGCCGAGUUCUACGAACAGGUGACAUUCGACCAGCUGGCGUACAAAGUCCUCGCCUCCAGCACGUCCAUCGUCGGUGGCAUUGCCGCCAGCGCGCUCACGGGGGCUGCUAUGGCGUGGCCCACGGACGUGUUUACGUGGGGAACAGGCUCCGUGGUCGGGGGGCUAGCGGGAGCCGUCGUGGGGGUCGUCGGCGCCGUAUUCGUCAACGUGGACGCGGACUCCAAGGAGAAGCAGAUCGAGAAGAAGCUCGGGUCCAGCCUGUACAACGCCAGCACGAACAGGAUCAACAGCCACGGGAUCAUGGAGGUGCUUCUCCUACACUACCUCUUGGCCGACCAGAAGUACAACAUCGAGGGGACCGAGGUCCGCAUCACGGGCGUGCAAGAGCACGACUAUAACGCCAUGGCCGGGAUGGAGGGGGGUAGAGCAGGCGGCGGCGGCGGCGGCGAUACAACAACCGCAUAGCACUGACUUGGGGGUGACUUAUAGCGAAAUAGAUGCUAGAUCCCCCCAUCAGACAGACUCAAAUCUUUAGUGAAAUGGUUGGAUGGCCCUAUCAGACCGACUCAAUCUCGUUGUCGAGGAUGGAAUGAUGGCAUACAGCGUCGUGCGAGACCGUCGUACAUUGGGUCGCUGGUGUGUUCGGGGGGAUGUAAAUAGCGUGCAAAUAUUUCUAGUGUGUCUAACUUUCGAUGCGUCUCGUCAUGUGGCCUUUUCAGCGAUUGAUUAUUUCUGGUCGGGAAGAGCGCGGAAUGCGUUUUUUUUUGUGGUGAUGGUUACUAUAGGCAGUUUGAAUCUACAUCUGUACAUGUUAUUGUGCAUGUUGUUGGGCGACGUCGAGGAUGAGGGGGCACGUGGACGGACACCCCCCGCGCCUCAAGAAAAAGACGCCGCGGGGCCGCUAUACCGUCGUAAGUCUAUGGUAGGUUUUGUGCCUACCGGUUCGCCGUCGACAUACUUGGGGCCUUGGCUAUGCUGGGAGUGUUAAGUUUGUUGACAGGAAGCGAUCGAUUUUUGGUGUGAUGUGCCAUGUGCUGGGGCUGUGUUGUCGGUUGUUGGCGUGUACAUGUCGUUGGGAUAUUGAUCUAGAAGGCGAAGCAUCUUGUGAUCUUUUUCCGCCGCGUGCACAGGCCGCUGUUGGGCCGCGGCAAGACGUGCUGUUCUUGCAGCGGGGGCGCCGCAGAUGAGAAAUGCUCCGUCGUGACCUCUCCAUUCUUGGUCCUCAGUUCCCCCGGCACAUGACUGACUAAAGCAAUAACUGACGUAUUCCACUUGUUCAGGGACAUAUAUGUUUUUAAGGGCUCUAUUUAGGUUCUUCAAAGGGUUGUUUGCUCUUUUGCCUUGUACAAUACCGCCGAAUGUAUUGUAGCACGUUGGCUGAAAUACGUCAACAAGAAGCGUGUCACCUUCAAAGUGAGGCCCGCAAGACCGGACAUUUGGUCCCUACUGGGAUAGACAACCAGUAGAUGGAAAAGUCAUUCUGGUUGAAGCCUGGCUGUUUUUUGGGUGUGCCGUGAGCGUCUUGCGUACACCAACCGGCAUGGAAUGUGAUAAUAUGUACACGGAAGUAGGACAUGUACAGCAGUGUGGCUGAUUUGUGUAAAGUACACGGAAGUAGGACAAGAAAUAGCACAAGGGGGCUGUAGGUCUUUACCACGUUUGUUGUUAGUGUGAUUAUGUGUAAAGGCUAUUUCAUCGCCGGUGUGUGGCUGAGCGCCCAUAAGCAAAACUCCGACGCCCUCCCUCCCCCCCCCCCGUCCCCGGUGCUUUGCUCCGGUGACUAUUAUAUAAUCGACUAAUGUAGAUGGUCACAGCUAUCUUCUGAACCAUACUGGUACUAGUUUCCUACGAGCCCGGUGUGCUGGCGGGGAGCGUCGUCGACCUCAUUCUAGGAUUGGGCGGGGGGGGGGGGUCGGAGCAGGUUGAAUAAUAGAACGUUAUUUUUCUGAUCGUUCGUUGUCGGGGAACCCCUGCACUCGUUUGUGGAUACAGUAGUUGGUGUCAUAAAAAGUCAAUUUUGUGGCGUCAAAUCAAAGAAAAGUAACGCCGCAACCAUGACCAAAGGUAUACCAGUAGGCUAACAGAGCGCAAACUGCAUUUCUUCCGAACAUUGCCGUCCUGGGGGCGCGUUUUCUCCUCUUUGCCCUGUUGCCUACCAGGGGUUGGCUUGCCACAGAAUAGUUUUGAAAGAUUGAGGCAAAACGAAGGACUGCCGUGCGUCUGCUCUUGCACAUCAAAAAGGGCGGACACCAGAAAUGGGACCACUUCGUGCGUUAGCUUACAGGCACAAGUUUUCUCGCAUGUGCGUGAACGACAGAACGCUAGUUCAGACCUGAUGCCCUACCAGCCACACGCACCGCGAUUUUAAACACAAGACCGACAUCUACAGAAAUGGGUUUCACCCAUGAUAGGCGUCGCAAGUAGGAGACCAACGACUACUGCAUACUCGUCGCCAUCCAAGCACACGUCAAGUGCUCUCGCCUUUGCAAACAAAAAUGGGCGAAAACAGCCACGCCAAACCUCCCCAUCGGCAAACACCAAGCACGGAGCAGUAGCACACAAAUUCACCAACAACGCCAGAGCGCGCCACAGGCGGAAGCCAGCUCGAAAUAAGCGUAACUUGCACGUCUGCUCAGAGUCGGCUGUGGCAGUCUGUGAGGGGUACAAGAGGCAGAUAUUGCAGUAACAUAGUAGCUGGCGCUCUCGCAUAUCACUACUUUACCGUUAGCGCCCGCACGUAAGUACUUAUACUU